GUUUUUCUCUGUCCCACUUCAUUUUAUUUUCUCUCUUUUUUCCAUACGAGGCGGUUCUCUCUUUAUAAAUACACAUCCAAUGCACCGCUUUUGCUCUCAUUCACCACCAAUAUCAAGCCCCUUCCUCUGUUUUUCCCCUGUUUUCCCCCUGUUUCCUUCUUUUACCUCAACAACAACCAUGGUGGUGCUGGCGCACGGAGAGCUAGAGCAAAUCUCUCUCCCAGUGGUGCACAAACCCACCAACUUCUUCUCCGAUGUCCCGGUCAUCGACCUCUCCGAUCCCGAGUCGAAAGCGCGGCUCAUCGGCGCGUGCGAGGAGCUCGGGUUCUUCAAGGUGACCAACCAUGGGAUCCCAAUGGAGCUCAUGGCUAAGUUGGAGGACGAAGCAUUGAGGUUCUUCUCAUUGCCACAGGUCGAGAAGGAGCUCUCUGCUUCUUCCCCAGGGCCUUUCGGCUACGGGAGUAAGAAAAUCGGGGGAAAUGGUGAUCUGGGCUGGGUGGAGUACAUCCUUUUGGAGAUCACAUCAAAGCCUAUUUCUCAUUCCUCAUUAUCCUUUCUUAAGGAACCCUCAGCAAGCUUGUUCUGCUCGGUCUUGAAUGAGUACAUCACUGCUGUGAGAAAACUAGCUUGUGAGGUGUUAGAAUUAAUGGCGGAGAGCCUGAAAAUUCAACCAAAGAAUGUGUUCAGCAAAUUGGUCACGGAUUCGGAGAGCGACUCGAUGUUGCGGCUCAACCACUACCCGCCAUGCCCACACCUUCAAGGCCUGGAUUGUGGCUUGACUGGGUUUGGAGAACACACUGACCCCCAGAUUAUAUCUUUGCUGAGGUCCAACAACACCUCAGGAUUGGAGAUUUCACUGAGGGAUGGGAGUUGGGUCUCUGUUCCUCCUGAUCAAAGCUCUUUCUUCAUCAAUGUUGGCGAUUCAUUGCAGGUUCUGACAAAUGGAAGAUUCAGGAGCGUAAAACACCGGGUUCUGGCAAACAGUGCGCAAUCGCGGGUGUCGAUGAUAUACUUCGGGGGACCGUCGCCGAGAGAGAGGCUGGCGCCAUUGCCGCUGUUGAUAGAAGAAGGGAAGCAGAGCCUCUACAGGGAGUUCACAUGGUGCGAGUACAAGAGAUCUGCAUACAAAACAAGGUUGUCUGAUAAUAGGCUUGGGCAAUUUGAAAUGUGAGGGAAAAAGUUCAUGUAGUUAAAUUUCAGAAAAAAGAAAGCAAAGUAAGUAGGUUUUGAAAAGAGGAGGUCUCCAAAGUUUAGUUGCUAAGUGCAGUUGCCAAAGAUGGAAACAUAGAGGUUCUUUUAAUUUACUCUCUCUCUCUCUCUCUUUUAUUGGUUUUUUUGCUUCCUUUUUUUGCCCCCUCUCUUUCUCUCUUCCUUUCUUGUGUCUAAUUACACUGGUUCCUUUCAUGCAAUGGAAGUUUCUUUUGAAUA
Messenger RNA from Ananas comosus (pineapple), 1428 nucleotides. Its product is annotated as gibberellin 2-beta-dioxygenase-like. The record is from RefSeq and is a predicted model, not a curated record. NCBI's taxonomy places the organism in Eukaryota, Viridiplantae, Streptophyta, Magnoliopsida, Poales, Bromeliaceae. Gene Ontology annotation, biological process: gibberellin catabolic process; response to light stimulus. Bases 80 to 1171 code for a protein of 363 amino acids. The transcript is spliced from 3 exons.